CCCGCCGAUGCCUCACACAUGCUUGCGGACAGAGUUGGGGAGAUGACACUUGACCGCAGACAAAUGAAAUGGAUCAAGCCAAUGGAAGAUGAGGAUGAGGAUCCGUUCAGGGAUAUCGAGAGUUUGGUUAGUGAGAGGGAUGUGUCGCCGGAUCGGGAGAGGAAGGAGUUCUUGCCAAUGGAUAGUGUGAUUGAGGAGGACGUGCCGGCUGAUGAAGGGUUGACCACGAAGGAGAAGCUGGAGGCAAGAGAGGUACAGGGUGUAAUUGUGACGCCACACGAGGUGAAGGUUGCGGAGGUUGUACAGGCACAAGAGGUCAUCGAAGUUGAGCAAACUGUGGCACCCGAAGUGAAGGUGGUGGAGGAGAAAAGCGCCGAGGUCACGGAGUUUGUUCCAGCCUCUCAGCCUGAUGAAAGGUCCGAGCAGUGUCAGCAGUGGUCGCCAGUCCGCAGCUCUCCCAUUCGCAACGAGCAAAUGUCCUUCUUGAGCCCCGCUCGGGCCAACAACCAUGUUACCGAGUGGUCUCCCAUCCGUGAACACCCGCAACCAAACGAUGAGCACACUGCCUCGUGGGACAAAUCGAACCUCGAAAGACUGAGCUUCGCGACUCCUCACUACCUCGAGCGUGUCCGCAACAACAUGAUCGAACACAGCUUCCAGUCGCCAAUUCCGCCCACUCCACCGUCGUCGAAGGGAUCCAUUGCGAGGUCGACAUACGCCAAACCUGCACCGAAGCCGAAAUUGGCUGCUAACCCGUUGUUGGCACGUAUGUCACACUUGAAGCUGGAUGAGGGCAAUUCAUCGCUUAUGUCUCUCUCUGCUGUCGACUGUUCUUUUUCCGUCGCUGCUGAGAUGGUGUUGAAGGCUUUGACUGACGUCGAGCCGUUCAAGCCUGACUGGGCGAGUAUCCGGAAGAUCGACCUGUCUGGUCGUGAGUUGGAGAGUCUCAUGACGUUGGAGAAGCAGUGCCCGAAGGUCAAGGAGUUAGAUGUUAGCGAUAAUCAGCUCGGUUAUUUGACGGGCGUUCCGACUGAGGUCAGGGCACUUAAGGCUAGCGGGAACAGGUUGACUGGGUUGACUACAUUCAGUUACUUGAAGGAUCUUCAAUAUCUGGAUGUUGCCAACAAUGAGAUCGAUACAUUGCAUGGGUUUGCUACGUUGUAUCAUGUGCGUGAGCUCAACAUUGACCAGAAUGAGAUCUCCUCUCUGGAUGGGGUUACUCAUUUGGAUGGGCUGUUGAAGCUGAAUGUUCGUAAAAAUGGGCUCAAGGAGGUUCACUUCACCAAGGGUCAGUUUGUGAGGUUGGAGGAGCUAGAUCUCUCCGGCAACGAGAUCACGUCGUUGACUGGGCUGGAGCACCUUCAAAGGCUCAUGUCUUUGAGUUUGGAUGGGAAUCUUAUCAAGGAGCUGAAGGUUGUGUCUCACAUGCGCAGUCUCAGAACACUGAGGAUUAGCGGAAAUGACCUCGAAGCCUUCGACGCGUCAAUGUUCCCUAACUUGAGGACACUGUAUCUCGAUGACAACUGCUUGAGCAAUGUUCACGGAUUGCACGGGUUGAAGUAUCUCGAGAACCUCUCGGUAAGGGAUCAGAGGAGCGAGGGAUUGCAGAUCGAGAUGCGCGAUAUCGACGAUGUACGGAAGCUGUACUUGUCAGGUAACAAGCUUGCCCGGUUUAAUUUCGACAAGGGCUUUUACAACCUUCAGUACCUGGAAGUUGCUGCUACUGGUUUGACUGCAUUGCCUGAAAACUUUUCAAGGAUGGCACCGAAUUUGCGCGUCUUGAACAUCUCAUACAAUGCUAUCAGGGAUAUCUCGGCUCUGCAUGAUCUGCAGAAGCUUAACCGCUUGUUCGCUGUUGGCAACGAACUCGAGCGUGCUGGUGAUGUUUGCAACACUUUGCUCAACCUUCGUCAUCUCCAGGUGCUGGACUUGCGCGGUAACCCUCUAACCCAGGGCUUUUACGCACCAGUUGCCAUGACCUCCACUACCAUCGACCAUCGACAGUUGUACACGCUGGCAGUGAGCAGGUCUGCACAGGAAGAGUGGCAAACUCGAGAUGCAACGUUCAGGAAGCACUUGCCCGCUGAUCUUCAGCUGAAGAGGAAAGCUUAUGAGGGCUUGGUGUACACCUCUGCACCAGGGUUGAAGUGGCUCUGUGGAGCUAUCGUUACAUCCAGAGACAUUGCGGAUGCAGAGAAAGUAUUAUCGUGUUUAGAGACCGAGGCAAGGGCGUGAGACGGGGAAAGUAUGAUUAGCUAAGGGAUACCGUGUGAGUUUCUGAGGUCAAGGCGCUGGCGUCU
Molecule: messenger RNA, 2300 nt
Organism: Saitoella complicata NRRL Y-17804
Lineage: Eukaryota; Fungi; Ascomycota; Saitoellomycetes; Saitoellales; Saitoellaceae
Product: L domain-like protein
Exons: 1
Coding region: 19-2235 (738 amino acids)
Molecular function (GO): protein binding
Source: RefSeq, a predicted model, not a curated record